Molecule: messenger RNA, 543 nt
Organism: Meloidogyne enterolobii
Lineage: Eukaryota; Metazoa; Nematoda; Chromadorea; Rhabditida; Meloidogynidae
Source: the annotation of a GenBank genome assembly
AUGUUAAAAUUUGUUAGAUCUGCUAAUUUAUUUAAAUAUUUUGGUCAACAAUCGAGGGGUGUUACUACUUCUUUGGUUAAAUUAUGUCGUUACAAUGAAAAUUUCAGUUCAUCUAAAUAUGUGAAAUAUAGUUCGAGUAUGUCUAUGAUGAAUGAAACAAAUUCUGGUACCCAAACAGAAGCAAUUAAAGCUAAUUUUGUUCUAGAAAAAUUACAGUUUGGAGCGAAUUUUACUAUGAAUAUUAGCUUACAGCAAGGAAUUUCUGGCAGAAGAACAAUUAAAAUAACAAAAAUAUUUAGAACGGCAAAAACUGAAUGGAGGUGGAAAUUUAUAAAUUUACCUAAAUUACCUGUGCCAGAAGAGGCUUAUAAAUUUGUUAGAAUUCUUGAUGAAAUUAUUGUUGCUUGUGAUGGCAAAAAAUUUAGUGAUCAUUUAAGUGAGUUUAAAUUUAAGAAUUUUUUUGGACAGAAUAUUCAUUUUUCUGGUAAAUUAAAAUUUAUUUUUAUUCGAUAUUGGGGAUAUUAUACAAAUUUUUUAAAUUAG